CUAUAAUUCAACCUCUCACCCCUCCACUACCAAUGCCACAUCAUCCUGAGCGGAUAUUCACUUUCACUUCUCUUCCUAAAGGCUGACUUUAACGACAGUGAGUUUCCUGUUUUCAAGAGGACCGACAUCUGAAUUGCACCAUCAUCACAAUCCCGGGACAAUGACUAAGUAGAUCAGUAGAAGGGGGGCUUCAGGGCGGCAGUGGUCUCAUUUUGGUUUCCUCCACCAGGGCAGCGCAGUCUGUCUCCUCCUCUCUUCUCACCGCGCAGUGUUUCUUUAAAAGGCUGAGCUCGCCGGUCUCUGAGCACCGGAUCGUGUCCCCGCUCGGCUCAGCAGCAGCAGCAGCAGUGACAUGGCACACAGGCGGUGAAGCUGUCCGUCUGCAGCAUCCUGCACCAUGGACGCUCUCCGGCGGCCGCAGCGACGCGCAGCCUGCGCCGCGCUGAGCACCACGAUGUCCGUGUGGAUCUUACUGAGCGCGGUGUCGGGUCUGAAGGCGGAGGACGACGCGAUGGAAGAACUUACCACCGAGAAGGAGGCGGAGGAAAGUCACCGACAGGACAGCGUUAAUUUGCUGACAUUCAUUCUCCUGCUGACCUUAACGAUCCUCACCAUAUGGCUCUUCAAGCACAGACGGGUCCGUUUCCUUCACGAAACCGGUCUGGCUAUGAUUUACGGUUUGCUGGUCGGUGUGAUUCUGCGUUACGGCAUCCCUGCCACCAGCUACCACAACAAGACACCGCCGAGCUGCUCACUGAAGGAGGGUCCUACCAGCACCCUGCUGCUCAACAUCAGCGGGAAGUUCUUUGAGUACACCCUGAAAGGGGAGAUCAACUCCAGAGAAAUUCAUAAUGUGGAGCAAAACGACAUGCUGCGCAAGGUAACGUUUGACCCUGAAGUUUUCUUCAACAUCCUCCUGCCUCCGAUCAUUUUCCACGCUGGAUACAGUCUGAAGAAGAGACAUUUCUUCAGGAAUCUGGGCUCCAUUAUAACCUACGCUUUUCUUGGCACUGCCAUCUCCUGUUUUGUUAUCGGGAACCUGAUGUACGGUGUGGUCAAACUGAUGCAGGUGGUCGGACAGCUGACGGACAAGUUCUACUACACAGACUGUCUGUUUUUUGGAGCUAUUAUCUCUGCUACAGACCCAGUGACGGUGUUGGCCAUCUUCAAUGAGCUCCACGCAGACGGGGAUCUGUACGCUCUGCUGUUUGGAGAGAGCGUGAUGAACGAUGCUGUGGCCAUCGUGCUCUCCUCGUCUAUUGUUGCAUACCAGCCCAGCGGAGCGAACACUCACAUGUUUGAUGCCGCAGCUUUUUUCAAGUCUGUGGGGGUGUUUCUGGGUAUUUUCAGCGGCUCCUUUGUGAUGGGUGCAGCUACAGGAGUUGUCACAGCACUCAUAUCAAAGUUCACCAAGCUGCACUGUUUCCCGCUGCUGGAGACGGCGCUCUUCUUCCUCAUGUCCUGGAGCACCUUCCUGAUGGCCGAGGCCUGCGGGUUCACAGGUGUUGUGGCCGUGCUGUUCUGUGGCAUCACACAGGCUCACUACACGUACAACAACCUCUCUGAAGAGUCCAACAAACGCACCAAACAGCUCUUUGAGGUCCUCCACUUCCUGGCAGAGAAUUUCAUCUUCUCCUACAUGGGUCUGGCUCUGUUCACCUUCCAGAAUCACAUUUUCAGCCCCAUUUUCAUCAUCGGGGCUUUUACUGCAAUAUUCAUCGGAAGAGCUUUCAACAUCUACCCGCUGUCCUUCCUCCUCAACCUGGGCAGAAGACACAAGAUCAAGGGAAACUUCCAGCACAUGAUGAUGUUUGCAGGUCUGCGUGGAGCGAUGGCAUUUGCUUUAGCCAUCAGGGACACAGCAACCUACGCACGCCAGAUGAUGUUCACCACCACGCUGCUCAUCGUCUUCUUCACUGUCUGGGUGUUCGGUGGAGGGACCACACCCAUGCUGUCCUGGCUGCACAUCAGAGUUGGGGAGACCAAAGCGUUGCAGAAAGAGCGACGUCGACUGGGCAAGUGGAAGUACUUCAGGGUUGGUGUGGAUCCGGAUCAAGACCAGCAGCCGUGUGGAGACAGCUUCCAGGUCUUACAGGGGGAUGGUCCCCAGGGUGAAGGACAAAGUAAGACCAAACAGGAGAGUGCGUGGCUCUUCAGGCUGUGGUACACCUUUGAUCACAAUUACCUGAAGCCCAUUCUGACACACAGCGGCCCUCCUCUGACCUCCACUCUGCCAGCUUACUGCGGGCCGCUGGCGAGCUGCCUGACCAGCCCACAGGCGUACGAGAACCACGAGCAGCUGAGGGACCACGACUCUGACCUGCUCCGCAAUGACGGUGACAUGACCUUCACGUUCGGUGACACGGCCAUCACAGCAAACGGGGCCUCCGGCGGCGGUGGUGGGGACGCGGCCGGAGGGACGGGUUGGAGCGUUAACGGGAAAAGGAGCGGCAGCACGUCGGAGGAGGCGCUUGAGCGCGAGCUGGACUCCCGCGAGCAAGAGUUGCUGAGCCGAGGCACGCGGCUGGUUUUCCCAAUGGAGGACCACGUCUGACCCUCCCCCUCCUGUUCACCUUCUCGCCAACCUUCCUGUCCUUACCCCCCAGCCCGCCUCGCCCAUCAGCUCUCUCUGUACGUGCUGAAGGCAGAGCGACCGGUCCCUCAGAGAUAAGACGGCGUGCAGAGAUAUGGGAGGAGACAAGACGGGAGGUCACAGAGCCACAUCUCAGCCCCCGAGAGCAGAGCUCGAGGGCCAUUUCAUCUCAUUACAGAUCUGGAGUUUGUUCUCCAGGAGACACAAGUCCUCAUGUGCACAAGAAGAUACAAAAUGUUAUUAUGCUGUAAUUCAGUUUGUUCUGAAUAAACAAAAGGGAAACUUUUAAGCAGAAAAAAUGGGACAAAGCGUCCUUAUUCUUGAUCGAAUCUGCACUUUUGAACAUUUGACGCUGUUCUGUGUUCAGCUGCAGUGGGAAAGAAGUUGAAAAAUUUCCUGGAGGCCCUCCUCUGUCUUCAUCUGACGUGUUUGUCCUCACGGACCACCAGAAAAUAUCACUGACAUCAAACCACAUUUAAACGACUUAAUGAUGCGGAAACACAAACCAAGCUUUAAUAGAUCAAACUGGAGUCCUGUGGUUUAAAGAAUGUACCACGUAUGUGUUUGGUGAGGAUGCCCUUUGUGUCGCACAGAAGCAUCUGUGUGGAGGAGUCUGUGUGAGGAGGAGCUGCCCUCUUAGCCUCCUCAGCCUGCCGUGUGUGAAGUAACAGGGCUGAAGAAUGUGAGCAUGUAAAUAGCGACAAUACUGAGCUUUGUUCCUCUUUAGUGAGACCACUUCUGUUAGAGCAUCACCCCCCCUGGACUGUAACAAAAAGCACCUCUGUAUCUUGUCUUGGAGGGGAUCUCUUUCCGUGUUCUGAGCUGCUUUUCACAGAAAUAAUAUGAUCUGGAACAGAGCGAUUUCUUCUGUUUCCCAAUAUCACAACAAUAUUUCCCAAAACUUUGUAAACAAACGCGAGAAAAAUCACGAUUGAAGGACACUGAUGCAAUCAAAGAGCAAUUUCAACACCAUAUUAUGAAGGGCAGGCUAUGAUAACCAUCUGCAAACUAAAUAAUACUGACUUUGAGUUAUGAGAUGCCUACAUUUUUGUUGGCUGUAACUAACAAUUAUUUUCCUAAACGAUUUCUAUGCUGAUAAUUCCCCCGAUAGUUACUGCCUAUAUAAAAAUGAGAGGAAAUGUGAAGAAAAAAAAAUUGUCUAUGCUAAUUUCUUGGGAUUCCCAAGAACAAGUUGCUUGUCUUUCCAACCAAUCAUUGACAAGUAUUCACAAAAUUAUUAUGACAUGGAAGUGCAAUGAAGCUUCAUGUAGGAGAAGAUGGAACCAGUUUAAACUCGACUCUUUUUUUUUUUUUUUUUUGUCUUGAAAAACUCAAAUGUUUUGGUUGAUGCAUUAGGUUAGUCCAUGCAGUCUGUAUUAAAAAGACUGCAGAGUAGUUCUUCAGACGUUUCUAACUAGAAGAUUUAAUUGUAGUUUUUUUUUUUGACAAGUGCAACUUGAAAAGACGCCAAGGAGAGAUUUACAAGAUGAUCCUGUAAUAUUUCAUCUUGUAAUAGUUUAUUUGAGAGAUUUUGUAAUGAAGGGCUUGCACAUAAACGGAGCUCGCACAUCUCACCGAGCAGUGCUAACCCUUAGCAUCAAGUGUUUGCAUUUGGUCAACAAAACAAUGGUCUCUUUGAGAAUUUUCACAUCAGCCUGCAGUACCUGUUGAAACUGCUUCUUGCACUUCAAGUAAGAUUAAGUGAUCUCAUGAAUCUCAUGAAUCUCAUGAAAAGACAUGGGAGAUAUGUGGAAUGUUUUAACGCGUCUCACCUGUAAGUUCUUGAACCUAAAUUCCUGGAUGGACUGUAGGAUCUGCAGAAAGACAUCAACCUGUUGUACUUUUUCCUCUAAUGUUUUCAAAAGGUUCGUUGUCCACUGGCAUGUUUUAUACCACUACAAUGAUUUAUCUUCUAGAGGGUUUGAUUAUAAAUCAAUUAUCUUUUAAAAUAUCUGUGAAGUAAAUACAGAGUUUUAGCUGCUAGUUGGCAACUCAAAGAUUAGGAACAGGGGGGAACAGCUCGUCUACUUCAAUGUGAGGAGGUUAAAUUCCCACUUAACAGAAUCUGUUUUUGUAAAGAUUGCACUCUCCAAAUUUAAAGCAUGUUUACUACAAAUGUUCAAAACAGGACACUAUUUCGCUACCUUUGAAAAGAUAAGCUGCUUAUCCCUGUCUCCAGUCUUCGUGCUAAGCUAACUGACUGCAGGCUGCAGCUGAGACCUCUCACAUGCACUCCUGAGAAAAAAUUCCGACCAACAGAUUAAUUUCCCAACAGGUUGACCCCAUGGCUUUAAACUCAUUACGCAGCUCGGACUAUUUAUGUUGCAGUAGCUGCAUGCACAUAAUGAACGAUGAUAAUAUAGAGACUUCCCUGAGGUUUGAUUACAAGAAGCCUGAACAUCCGUUUCCCUGAGGGACGCAGUGUGCCGAUCAUAAACGGGGGAACACAUGUUGUUCUCUUUAUCCUCCUUAGCUGUAAAAUGAAAGUGUGUUAUCGUUUCACCUGAGGAACAGUUAUACUCUGCAGCACAGAGGGUUUCUUUUUAAUGGUUUUAAAACUAUUGCCAACAUUCAAAUCAUCGAUAAGAGACAACGGUUUCUAAAUGUCACAGUGUUUGUCCCUGUUGGCUGACAUUUUCCACAGCAGACAACUGAACCCUCGUGAUUUCCUGCAGCUUGAUUUGCAUCAAUACUCUUUUACAAAAGAUCAGUUUCCAAAUAUCCUCACUGUUUGUACUAAACCUUUGGGAAUUCUUCCUACGCAGCAUGAAUAAGAGGAGAAACAUUUAGACAUUUGCAUAUUCCCCCCCCUCCCCUUAAGCUGUUAUUAAGUGCUUAUUAAAUAAUGUAAAUAGUAUUAUAAUAACAUGCAGAUUGUCUGGGUUUACAGAGCAGUAUGCCGGCCCUGUGGGCUGCUGGAGCAGCUUGUGUGAACCAACAAGAGAGUAUGAGGAGGUUUUUACUUUUGUUUUUUGUUUCAGGGCAUUGCCACAUUCGUGUGUUCCCUUUCCCACGUCUAGACAUCUGAACCGCUCCCUGUUUGAAAUUCAACACACAACACGUGUCGCCUUUUUGUUUUCUCCUUCCUUCGCCUGUUGCAUUUAUGUUCGAGUACAGAGGGGCAGGUGUGAAAGGCUCGAUGGUGCGAGUUGAAUCUGAGGUUUUUUCACAGGAGGGAGAAGCUCCCGCACAAGUUUGAAGUCUCAGGAGGGAUCUCCCAGAGAGGAAGUGAGUGUAGUUAUGUAAGCUGUGGCUGAGCUCUUUGCACUCUGUGGGUCAUUUUAAUUUUAGCCGGAGAAGAGAAGUAACGCGAGGACGUGCUUUCCAACAACUUCUUUCUUGAAAGCAAAGCCUCGUCUGUAUCUAGGGCAUUAAAUAAUCACUUAUUUGCCAUUUUGUCUGAGCUGUUAGACUCGGACUUCUGCUCUCAAAAUCAUUUUUUGUGCAAAGAGGGGGCACACACCUUCUAGAUAUAUCUUACAGCAGAGACAGUGUUGUCUCUGGACUGUGCAAAAAAAAAAAAGAAAACAGAGUGUGAGAAUGUUCUUGUAAUUCCUGCUUCAUCGACUAACAUCAUUUUAAGAAAAAGAAACUUGCAUUUGUCAACAUGUCAAAGACUUGAAGAUGCAGGAGCACUUUAUGGGCGGCAGCAUCAUGGACGACUUCACUGUAUGCAGUCAGAUAUGUGAGCAGAGGAAUGGCACUUUACCUCAAUCAGAGGACACUCGUAUAACCUUCAUGUGCACUCUCUCUCUCUGUCGUGCUGUCAGUUCUCUCGCUGGCUAUAUUUAAAGCUCUCUGUACCUGAGAAAUAUGAGAUGUAGCUCAAAUGUCAAAAUGUGCACCUGUUGUUUCCUUGUAGCAACUGGCUGCCCGGUUCUACCUGCCAUGGAUUGCAUGUCAACAUGUUAAUAAAAAUUGUCAAAUCAUCAA
Molecule: messenger RNA, 6526 nt
Organism: Labrus mixtus (cuckoo wrasse)
Lineage: Eukaryota; Metazoa; Chordata; Actinopteri; Labriformes; Labridae
Gene: slc9a7
Product: solute carrier family 9 member 7
Exons: 17
Coding region: 398-2554 (718 amino acids)
Biological process (GO): proton transmembrane transport; regulation of pH; sodium ion transport
Cellular component (GO): recycling endosome; membrane
Molecular function (GO): sodium:proton antiporter activity
Source: RefSeq, a predicted model, not a curated record